This is a messenger RNA of Spodoptera frugiperda (fall armyworm), 992 nucleotides long. RefSeq lists its product as uncharacterized. Gene Ontology annotation, biological process: regulation of transcription by RNA polymerase II. Gene Ontology annotation, cellular component: transcription regulator complex; nucleus. Bases 129 to 947 code for a protein of 272 amino acids. Lineage: Eukaryota; Metazoa; Arthropoda; Insecta; Lepidoptera; Noctuidae. The transcript has 2 exons. The record is from RefSeq and is a predicted model, not a curated record. Gene Ontology annotation, molecular function: DNA binding.
UAGUCGCGCCGCGGCUUGCCGUACAUCACGCAGUGUUAUUCUCCCAUUAUUUCAUGAUUUUUUAACAGUUUUAAGUGAAAUUCUUGUGAUAUAUAGGUUUUAGAUUAAAGUUCUAAGGUUAUUAAGUCAUGUUGGACCCUCAAUUGGCUCAGAUUGAUACAGAUUUGUUGAUUAAAACUGUAAAAGAGCGCCCUUGUUUGUAUGCGCGCGACUCGUCAAAGUAUGGCGAUGCGAGCUACAAAAAGGUUAUGUGGGAAGAGGUUGCAAGUAUUUUGUUCUCUGAUGUCUGGGAGAAAUAUAAUGACGAUGAAAAAGCCGAGAAAGCGGAACUCGCACAAAGACGGUGGAGGAACCUGCGAGCAUGCUUCCGCAGAGAACUAAACCGACAAAUGGACCCAAAAUGGAUAUACGGAGUUUCAUAUAAGAGACGUAAAUACAUAUACUACAAUGACCUUCUCUUCCUUCGAUCAGAAGUAGACAUCGGCGAUGAUGACACCUCACAAGACAAAGACAUAGACCUACCAGUCAAGACAGAUGAAGAUACCACAACAGUGACAGUCGAUACAAAUAUAGAAGAAAUCCCCAUUUCAGAAACCAGACCUGUUCUAAAGACUAAAACAGAAAAAGUAGAAGUUGUAACACCAGAACCUAUAGAAAUUAGUACGAAAAGUGAACCAGACAGCACUAAUUUCGCUUUAUCGCUAGUCCCUAUGUUAAACAUGUUGCCUGUCUACAAAAGAAUUGACGCUCAAAUAUCUAUAUUGACAGUUUUAAAGAAGUUUCUACAGAAUGAAGGAGAGGAUGAUUUGGAGAAAGAAGUAGAAGUUAGGAAGGAAAAAAAGAAGAAUGAUUAUAGUAGGAAACGUAAAGUUAAUGAGACGACUGUUUGUGUUGAAAUUAAGAGUGAGGCUGGAAGUGAUGUGGAUGAUGUUUUAAAUUAUCUUUAGUGUAGUUUACUUAGUAAGUAUGAAAUAUAUUUUGUUCUGGUUGAA